Caenorhabditis briggsae is the source of this 789-nucleotide messenger RNA. The transcript has 3 exons. The record is from RefSeq and is a predicted model, not a curated record. Lineage: Eukaryota; Metazoa; Nematoda; Chromadorea; Rhabditida; Rhabditidae. The coding region runs from base 1 to 789 and encodes 262 amino acids.
AUGGAUUCCGAGCAGUUCGGGUUAUUCAGUUGGGCUCAUGAGCACUGUAGGUGUCAAUCCUUUGUUGCAGUCGUUUUUGGCGUUUCUACUAUGCUUGCAGUCGCCGUGUCCUACGUCUGUCUAUUCGAAAAUCGAUAUGACGCCGUUGUGAUCGGAAGUAUUGGUAGAUCAGAAAAUCGAAAUAUCUAUCGUGUCAUAUAUUUUAUAAUCAAUAUUAUAAUCCUAGAAUCUAUGCUAGGAUACAUUUUCUGGAAGGUUCCCGAACUAGUCAAAACAAGAAUAGCAGAAAGACUUCUAUGUCUUCCCAAAGAAUUUUUCGAAAAUCCAAAUUUAAUAAAUAUCAACUCAGGAUUUACAAUAAUCCCCUACUUGGCACUAUCCAUAAUGUGUGUUUUAUUUUUCCAAGGAGUGUAUUUUUUACUUUAUACUAUUUAUCACCUAUUCAAGGAUACCGUAUACGUCUCGAAAAGCACCAGAAAAAUGCAGCAGAAAUUUUUCAUCUCCUUGUUUCUACAAGCGAUAAUUCCAAGUUUUGCACUGGCCGCACCAAUGUAUUGCUAUUAUAUUUUGUUUAGAAUGGACUAUUUUUAUCAAGUAUACAACAAUUUUCUAAUGAUUGCAAUUGGAUGUAAUGGAUUGUUAACCACAUUGGUUAUGAUUCUGGUCCAUCGUCCUUAUAGAAUUUCUGUGCUGGAAAUGUGCGGAAUCGGAAAGAAGGCUGAGCAACAAUCGAUUAUAGAAGUGACGCUGUUAAAGAUGAGAGCAGUGGGCGUGGUUUCUGGAGGAUAA